Pediculus humanus corporis (human body louse) is the source of this 360-nucleotide messenger RNA. RefSeq names its product yippee protein, putative. Bases 1 to 360 code for a protein of 119 amino acids. The record is from RefSeq and is a predicted model, not a curated record. The transcript is spliced from 2 exons. Lineage: Eukaryota; Metazoa; Arthropoda; Insecta; Psocodea; Pediculidae.
AUGGGUAGAAUAUUUUUAGACCAUGUUGGUGGAACGAGAUUGUUUUCAUGUGCAUCUUGUGACACAAUUUUAACAAAUCGUAGCGAACUCAUUAGUACAAGAUUUACUGGAGCUACUGGUAGAGCUUUUUUAUUCAAUAGAGUGGUCAAUUUAAACUAUAGUGAUGUACAAGAUAGAGUAAUGUUAACAGGACGUCACAUGGUAAGAGAUGUAACGUGUAAAAAUUGUGAUGCCAAACUCGGGUGGAUAUAUGAAUUUGCGACGGAAGAAAAUCAAAGGUAUAAAGAAGGAAGAGUUAUUUUAGAAAGAGCAUUAGUGACAGAAACUGAUGGUAUAGAAGAACAUAUGGGAGAUGAUUAA